UCUACCACCACAAUCUGCGGUCCUGGAGAUCUUCAAACCUCAAAAUAAGACCCUAUUGCCUCGUCAGCCUUUCCAGUUCGCUUCCUUUUCAGGCCCGCCGGAUGAUUGGCCAGCUCCGAAUGCCUGAAGCGGCCUCUGCGAAAUUCGAGCAAUAGCAUCCUUCAUCAUUUCACCCACGAUGGCCGCGCUAUAUGAUUGGUCACGAACAAGUCGCACGCAACGAACCAUUAGCUUAGAAGGAGAAAACACAGCUCGUCUCAUGAGAGGCUUACCACCAGGCCAGAUGCCGUCGUUGGAAGACGUGAUUCAGGUGGUGCAAACAGACCUUAAUUCUGCGUCAGAUUUGCAUCGCAUGGAAUCACUGCAAGAACUUCUACAUGAUGAGACGUUGGAGCGUCUACUCAAAGGGGCCGGAAGCUUGGCGCAGAAGCCCAUAGCCAUGCUCAUUGACGGAAACCAUUCUGGAGGUCGGCCUAGACUGGGCAACUCAAUAGGCUCCCUGACUGCCACGCAACUGGCCUGCGAGCUGUUGAAGAAUCGAUACUUGCGAGCUGAACCCGCCAGUUCAGAAACGUUCAAUGCAGAACGUCGACUGAUCUACUUAACCGACCUGGAUCGUUGGGCCAUACUUGCUCUUGUCGUCUCUGCCCCCGAAAGUUUAUUCAGGGUGAUGGGAGACUUCAUUCUUCACUAUCUCUACGGAACUGCUUCCAUCGGUGUUUCAUUUGCGCCGGAUGGUCCUACAACUUUUUGUCUCGAGUUCUCCUUCCCAUUUCAUGUUUGGAGGACAAGCAAGCGACUUUCGGUGGAUUCAAGGACUCGAAUGUCAGAUGGAAAGCCUCUGAGACCUUCUAGAGACAUGACUUCUCUCGACACUUUUGCAUACGUCAGUUUCAGUCCUUCCGAAACUCACGGCAUUUACCAAAGUCAUGUCUCCUGUAUAGUGACAGGCUAUGAUCAGCGUCAUUGGACUGGCAUUCUCACUAUCGACCACUGGUUUGAACAGAAGUCGGGCGACGGCGAACUCUCAACGCCGGACUCGCUAGAACGUUAUCAGGAUGAUAUCGAAUGUGGCAUGAGGACUGACCCGUUGAGUCGUGGCCAGGAGGAUGCAGAAAUAUCUCGAUGGACUCCUCGACCAUACUUCCUUCGUGUAAUGGUGGUUCGACUGUCGCAAAUCAUACGAGAAUGGCAGGAAUUGCGUUAUCGAAUGGAACGGACUCUGGAAGGAUUCGCCAAGCGUUACAAAGUUCUGCGCAGCCAAGAGGAGUUAUUGGAAGAAGCACGUCGCCUUAUUUCAAUUGAUGAAAACCCGGUCGUUACCUUUCUGGAUAAGAUGUUGGUUUUCAAGGAAAAUGUUAGCGACAUCAACGAUGCCUUACAGAGAGCAGUACGAAGUGGGGAUUCGUUCCUCAAAACCGACAUCUUCUGGUUUUACCCUGGGCGAGAACCUAUGUCAGAUGACGACGACUGCCACUCGCAACUUGUGCAGAUCCAGAAACGACUCGAAACAGUCCGCCAACUUUCUGAACAGUUCCAGGAACUGGAAGCUACCUCGGUAAAAUUGGCCAAUGAAGCAGAAAAUUUGCGCAAGAAGCUUCACUUUCGACGGCAUGUUCAAAGGGUACCCCGCCAGUCUAACUCAUACCAACUGGGAUGCUUCGCUCUUAUUUCAGUAUUGAUUAACAUCACCGUGGGGAAUAUUGAGUCCAUACGAUGGCUCCCUCAAGCCUCGAUUCUGGUAGUGGCCGCGUCGUUGAUGGGGUAUGUCGUUAGGUGCCUCCUCUGCCUUAACGUCCGAACAAUGCCUUCUGCCCUUCUUCCUGGGGUAUCCAAUUUCACAAGAAGACCCAAAGGACCACAAUUUCUCGCAUCCGUGUUCGACAGGAUGCACUCUCUGCUUAAAAUUCCAACCGAUUCUUGCAGUGAGAGCGGAGCUUUUUGGUCCGGUUCAAGGUUACCCCCAUCCCUUAACAACAUGGAUCAAGGGGGUUCUUAUGCUCAAGACCGCAGUCAUAGGGCAGAAUGUCGUAAUUAUGUCCUCAGAUAUGUGGCAAGUGCCGGCCCCCCUAACCCGUCCAGUAAGACUCCAGACGGGGAAUUUCAUGGGGACUGUGAGACUUCUCGAGGUACGGGUCUGAUUCCGGUUUGCGUGGUACGACCGGAUUCGGAUUCAGAGUGGCUGGAGAGGAAUUUGACGGGUACAUGCCACGAUGACAAGUCAUUCUUCUUAUCUUUGAAGCAGUUAAGAACGCGAAACUUUUGGAUUAAAUGGGCCAAUCUCUUUCCCCUAUGCACAAAGAGGAAAGUUGUAGGCAUUCACUAUGUCAAGUUUGAACUACGCAACGAUGGUUCUGUUCUCAUACUUGAACGAGAUGCUAUCCCGUCAGCGUCGAUGAACAGUUCAUACCGCCCUACAGCUGGUUUUUUCUCCCCGAUACAUUCCGACUAUCUUCAGGCAUGCCUAAGGAAUCCAUCUAUUCUUCGCGAUGGCUCUAGAAACGUCCUGGAUCGACUAAUCCACAAGCACGAUGGUCCAUUGAAAUGGGAAUCUGUUCCAUGUACUGGCUAUGGUCUGCUGCUUGAGGAAGGUAUAGACCACCGCAACUUGGAGAUUUGGAGGCUACUAAGUGUUCUGUUUUCGUUUUUCUUGAGCCUCCUCUGGGGAUUUAGGACAGGGAAGACUUUGGUCGGGAUGGCGUUUGGAAACUGUCUGGCAAUCCUCAUUCUGGCUGUAACAAGAUCAGUCAAUGUCACUCACUCAGAGCCACUCGGCAGCAAUUCGUUUGCAAUCUAGUCAGUUAGUUGUUAGUUUCCAGUUGUUCAAAUGCAUGGCUUGAUGUCACAGCCAAAAUCUCAC
Messenger RNA from Colletotrichum destructivum, 2860 nucleotides. RefSeq lists its product as uncharacterized. Bases 179 to 2797 code for a protein of 872 amino acids. NCBI's taxonomy places the organism in Eukaryota, Fungi, Ascomycota, Sordariomycetes, Glomerellales, Glomerellaceae. The transcript has 8 exons. The record is from RefSeq and is a predicted model, not a curated record.